Messenger RNA from Diabrotica virgifera virgifera (western corn rootworm), 1322 nucleotides. Its product is annotated as 2-Hydroxyacid oxidase 1-like. The coding region runs from base 143 to 1231 and encodes 362 amino acids. The record is from RefSeq and is a predicted model, not a curated record. The transcript is spliced from 7 exons. Gene Ontology annotation, molecular function: FMN binding; oxidoreductase activity. NCBI's taxonomy places the organism in Eukaryota, Metazoa, Arthropoda, Insecta, Coleoptera, Chrysomelidae.
UACAACACCUGAUAGGUUUCAAAAAUUCCUGAAUUAUAUCACGUUUUUUCACCCACAGCCUGGGGUAAGUAUAAAACGCAGAAAAGCUGUAAACAUUGUUUGGUAUUUCUGGAUUAUUUUUUGCAUCAUUAAAUGUAGUAAAAUGUCUAAGAAAUAUACGUCAACUCUUGUAUGUGUCAAUGAUUACGAAGAGUAUGCACAAAAUAACUUACCAAAUAUGUAUUUUGAGUACUAUUAUGGUGGAGCUGGGCAAGAAAGAACUUUGGAAUGGAACAAAAUACAUUAUAGCAAAUAUCGUAUCAAACCAAAAUAUAUGCGCACAAUAAGAACUAGAAAUUUAUCAACAACUAUAUUGGGCAAGCCUGUAGCAUUCCCCAUAGGUAUAUCUCCUACGGCUUGUCAAAAAUUGGCACACUUUGAAGGAGAAUGUGCUACUGCAAAAGCUGCUCAAGACUUAGAAACCAUAUUUAUAUUGAGUUCACAUUCUAACUCUUCAUUUGAAGAGCUGGCAAAGGCUGCACCACAUGGAAAAAGAUGGUUACAAAUGUACCUAUUUCAAAACAGGGAAAUGACUAAGGAGUUUGCAAAACUAGCAGAAGCAAACGGAUUCGAAGCAUUGGUUAUAACCAUUGAUUAUACAAUGCCCGGUUUACGAAGACACAUGUUAAGAAAUGAAUUUGUGCUGCCACCGUAUGCAAAGUAUGUCCUUCUUGAAAGAUAUCAUGAGAGAAACGUAAUAUCAGCUGUUGUUAAUAUUUCUGAUCCGGACGCGGAUUGGAGUUAUGUUAGAUGGUUAACAACUAUUACCAAACUACCAAUUGUAAUUAAAGGGAUCCUUACAGCUGAGGACGCUGUUGCAGCAGCAGAUGUUGGAGCUUCUGCUAUCCUUGUGUCUAACCAUGGAGGUAGACAAUUAGAUAGUAUUCCAUCAACGAUAGAAGCAUUACCCGAGGUAGUAAAGGCAGUUGGGCAUAGAGUUGAAAUUUAUAUGGAUGGAGGCAUAAGAGAUGGUACUGAUGUAUAUAAAGCUUUAUCUCUGGGAGCUAGAAUGGUAUUUAUUGGCAGACCCGCAAUAUGGGGUUUGGUUCAUGGUGGGUCAGAGGGUGUUAAAAGUAUUUUGAAGAUUUUACAAGAAGAAUUAGAUAAUGCCAUGUGUCUCACAGGGUGUUCAGUUAUCAGUAAUCUAGAUCAGGAGAGAGUGGUCCACGAGAGUUACUAUGCGAGAUUAUGAGAAGAUUCACGUUUAUUCAUAAAACCUUUUGUUUUUUUUAGUAAAAGUACAAUUAUUUAGUCUUAUUAAUAUGGUAUGAUCUUCAGAAAAA